AUGAAGUUCUCCACCACCUCCGUUAUCCUGGCUGCCGCCCUCGGCGUCUCUGCCCACCCCAGCGGCCACGUCCACCAGCGCGCCCACAACUCUGUCCAGGCCCGCGGCGACUUCGUCAUGGCCAACAAGCCCGCCGUCGCUCCCACCUCUACCAGUGCUCCUGUCGCCACUCCUACUCCUUCUUCUGCUGCUCCCGCCAAGGACGCCACCUCUGGCGGCCAGGGCACCGGUGUCUCGACCUACACCAAGUUCUGCCAGGGUGGUAACAGCAAGCGUGCUACCGCCGCCGAGAUUGCUUAUAAGGGCAAUGUCGGUAGCGGCGGUGACUACGGAUGCAACAUCAUCGCCGUCCAGAACCACCUCGUCUCCCAGUACCAGUACACCAUGGUUUUCAACAAUGAGGGCGACGACGCUGAGUGCGCGUGCUGGAACAAGAUUGGACCUGAUGGCGGCAUCAACGGCUUCUUCAACGGCAACGAGGCCAUGAAGUUCUCCCUCCCUGCUGGUGGCAAGCAGACCGUCGCUGUCGACAGCAACUCUCAGAUCGGCUGCACUUGCGGCGCGGGCAGUCUCCCUUUGACCCCCAUUGGCCAGUUCGCCGGUACCUGGAUCGAAGGUGAUGUCGGCAACCUCUCCAACGGCGGUUGGUCUGGCUGGGAUGCCUCUUCCCUCGUUGCCGCCGCUGCCGGCAUGGACAUUCCCGGCCUCAAUGUCUGCGGAACUGGUGCCCAGGAGGGCACUUGCUCUACCAUCUUCCCCGGCGGCACCGGCAAGAAUGCCUUCAUUGCCGGUACUGCAGCCAUGGAUGGUCUAGGCCUCAACAGCCCCCCCGGCCCCCAGUCCGUCAUCGUCACCGUUGGAUUCAAGGGUUAA
Trichoderma gamsii is the source of this 873-nucleotide messenger RNA. RefSeq lists its product as hypothetical. The record is from RefSeq and is a predicted model, not a curated record. Lineage: Eukaryota; Fungi; Ascomycota; Sordariomycetes; Hypocreales; Hypocreaceae. The transcript has a single exon. Gene Ontology annotation, molecular function: IgE binding. Gene Ontology annotation, cellular component: extracellular region. The coding region runs from base 1 to 873 and encodes 290 amino acids.